Messenger RNA from Aspergillus novofumigatus IBT 16806, 2791 nucleotides. Its product is annotated as transcription factor domain-containing protein. Gene Ontology annotation, biological process: regulation of DNA-templated transcription; DNA-templated transcription. NCBI's taxonomy places the organism in Eukaryota, Fungi, Ascomycota, Eurotiomycetes, Eurotiales, Aspergillaceae. Gene Ontology annotation, cellular component: nucleus. Gene Ontology annotation, molecular function: DNA-binding transcription factor activity, RNA polymerase II-specific; zinc ion binding; DNA binding. Bases 404 to 2791 code for a protein of 795 amino acids. The record is from RefSeq and is a predicted model, not a curated record. The transcript is spliced from 8 exons.
UCCAUCUCCAGAUUCCCCACUCAUCAUGGCCAAUUCUCUCCUCAUGCUUCGUAUUUCUUCCUUCUUCUUGCUGCUACCACUAACUAGUCAACUACUACAUGCAGACUUGUCUAUGAUCUUCAUCCCUGUCUUACUUUUUUACUUUCGCUUUAAACUACCGAAGUCUUGAAGCCUUGGACCGACUCCCUUCCUGACACCCGAUCCUGAUCCUGAUCCUGAUCGUGCGUCUUGGAGUCGGCCACUUUAAUUUAACUGAUCCUCAUCCUUUUUCCUCUUUCUUCUCUUCCUCCUCGUCCCUCUUCCUCCGCUUCCUUUUUUCCCUUCUUCUCUGCUGUCUCAGUCUUCCCAAUGUCUUGACCAAUCCUUUUUUCUGUAUUCUAUUCUAUCUAUUCAUCAAACCAUCAUGUCUUCGGUUAUUUCUCGCCCCGCCGUCAGUAUCGACCGGCUCACUCCGCGCCGAGUCACUGCCGAACCGCGCGAGUCCAUGAACUGCAAAUCAUGUCGAAAGCGAAAGAUCAAAUGCAAUCGUAUGCGUCCUAGCUGUGAAGCAUGCAAGGUCUUUCAAUGCCCAUGCAUCUACGAUGCCGUCCCCAAAAAGCGCGGCCCCAAAACAGACGUCCUCGAAGCCCUGCUCAAGCGUGUCGACGGUCUCGAGAAACGUCUGCAGGAUGAAAAUAAAAACCCCAUCUCGCCUACCUCCCCGUCGAACCGGACAAGGAACCUCCUGAUCCGUCCGCCUCGAUGCAUGCCCUCGCCCGCGCAUCCACCUCCAGCGCCUCCACUACCACCGGCCCCCAUCCGAACCUUUUCCACGGCCAUUCUCCUUUCCCUCGCAGCCGUCGCCUCCCGUGCAUCACUUUGCCCUGCCGGAUUCCAUGUUGGAUGCAGUCAUCAGAUGGGGCAAUUGCCUGCCGCGUUGUCGAUGGCCAUCUACGCCAUUACCUUGCGAUAUACGAGCUCGCCCAACACCCCCGAGCAGUCCCUGCGCAUGGCCCUGGAUUAUGCUCUGCAGGCCCGACGCAUGGUGGAUGUGGAUCAACCGACCAUGGAUGGGCUGCAGGCCCUGCUUCUACUCUCGCAGACAUACUUUGCCCAUGGUCUGGGCAAAAAGGCCUAUAUGACUUUCACCAACUGUGCCUCCAUGGCCAUUGCUCUGGACCUCUACCGCGAGCCCUCGAAGAGUCUGCCCGCCGCGGAACGCGAGAUGCGCCGCCGGCUCUUCUGGGCCGUCUACAUCAUGGACCGCUUCCUCACCUGCGGCUCGAAACGGCCCGGCCUCAUCGCCGACCACUCCAUCGUCCUGCGGCUUCCCGCUUGGUCCCCGCAUGCGGCCGGACUCAACGUCGAAGGGGAGCUCUUCAACACCGUCGGCCCCAACAUCCAGUACUCGAGCGACCCGCGCCGCAAACCCGGGGCCACCGCCCUGCUCAUCGACAUCACCCGUAUCCUGGGGAUCACCAACCGCUACCUGGCCGCCGGCGGUGUCAAGGGCGACUCGCACUUCCCCUGGCACUCGCUGUCCAACCUGUCCAAAAUCCGUCAGGAACUGGACAUCUGGGCCACGGGCACCCAGGACGUUUUUGCGUCGGUGGAAGCCCUGUUCGGCCAUCCCGAGAGCUCCAUCCUGCUGCUGAGCAAGCUUAUCUAUCAUCUCGUCCACUGUCUGAUCUACCGCCCGUUCCUGCCGAUUGACCUGGUCGAGCUGCGCGGCACCGGCCAGCACCAGUCGUGGCAGAUCGAGGCUACGAACCUGUGUUUUUCGCACUCCAACGCCAUCGCCGAGCUGGUCGAGCUGGCCCGCAACUCGCCCCUGAUCGAAUGGCCCGCCUUUGUGGGGUACUGCGUCUGCACGGCGGGAACGGUCCACGUGCACGGCGUGCACUACAAGGGCCGCGAGGGCGAGGUGUUUUCGUCCAGCGCCGAGUUUCUUACUCGUGAGAUGCACCAGCUGACCUGGCUGGGGUCCUACUGGGCUGGGGUCCAGCAUCAGCGCGAGAUGCUGCAGACCAUCUACACCUGCCACGCCGAGCUAGUCCGCACGCUGGCCACGAGUCCCAUGCGCUUUUCGCCCGUCUUUCACCUGGAGGACUUUCUAGAUCGGUAUCCCGGUCUGACGGCCGACGGGUCGCACGUGCGCUUGGUCGAUAUGGAUGAUAUCCCCCAAUUGGACCCAUACUACCGACCCAUGACCGCAUAUCCCAUGUACCAUAACCAACCGCCCCGUGCACCCGUCACCCUUCCAUCCAACCACAGCCCGUCGCCGCGCCGCGACUCGCACAGCACCACCAGCACCGCGACGACCAAGCCGCCCGGUGUCUCAUCCCCAUCGCUCACCUUUCAUCAAUCGCAACUCCAAUCUACAUUUACCCUCGGCAACGCCGACCUGACCCAUCCUUCUGCCUCGGAUGCCACCAACGCCAUGUUCGGCUUCUCGCCGCCCGCCUUCCUGACAGAGUCGCUACACGUGGCGCCCACUCCGCCCUCGCACCCACAGUACGCCACCUUCCCCUUCGACAGCAGCAGCAGCAACAACAACAACAACAACAACAACAACCACCAUCAAAACCACACCGGCCAAACGAUCAUGACGCCCGGCGCGCAGUCCCAGGCCAGUUCAUCGCAUACUGCCGGCGCCGGCGGCGGCAGCAGCGAGGCGGGGUCCCUCGAGAAGGAUCCCUUCCUAAGUCUGCUGGAGCAGUUGGCGGAGAAUGAGCAGAAUUCUGCGGGUGGGCCGAGCGAAUUGGAUUUCUUCCUUGGUGGGGUGGAUGUCGAGGUGGGCGAGAAGGAGUAA